GGCUCGGGCUGCUCCGGCACCGCGGCGCGCUCAGCCCUGCGCAGCUCCGCCCGCGGCCGCCCGCGGCUGGCUCGGCUCGGCUCGGCUCGGGUCGGCACGGCACGGCACGGCUCGGCUCGGCGCGGCCAGCCCAGCCCAGCCUUCCCGGGACCCCCGCGAGCCUCCGCGGCUGGGGCCACGCUGGAGCCCCCUGCCCCGCAGCGGAGGCGAGCCGCGAGUUGGCGCGGCGGCCGGCGGCCGCCCGGCUGCGGAGAAUCUUCUCUGAUUGUGCACCGUGACUGCAGCGCUUUGUUUUUUCAGUCUUGAGUCAUAACCCCCAUGGAUGAAAAGGUCCUGCAAGCUCCGUGAGUGCCAAGCAGUGAAUUAUGGGCUGGGUAGCCACCAGUGCAUCAUGAAGAUUGACUUUAUUUUUGCCCUCUUGAGGAUCACGUGCUUUAUGAAUUCACUUUCUCCUCCAUCACACUGCCACAUCUGUCAAUAUUGUCAUCACUUCUAGGAAACCAGAAUUUGAGGCUUGGGCUUCAGCUCUGCCUUUCCUUCCUCCCUGGAACAACCAGUGUUCUACGAAAACAAAUCACUGUGGCUUAUUUUGCCCUUCACAGAAGUACACCAACUGGAGAAGUCACUUCAUAUACCCUGUACGUCUGAGAUGAUAAAAGCCUCUGGAUCGUAAGGGAUAAUUGGGAUCUUUCCUUGGGGAGGAGGCAUUUCCUCUUGGUCACGUCCACUUGCUAUCUCACCUUCCACUUACUCUCCCUCUCUCUCUCUCUCACUCUCUGUGCUCUCCUCCUCUUCCCAUUGGAUUUAACAUUUGGUGUUGACUGCUGGCGUUCUACUCCCAGUAGUGUGGCUUUUGUUUUUCUCCUAGGGAACAGCAGAUUCUUGAAACAAUGGGCUUCACUCUCCACUCCGUCUAUUUCACCUUGAAGGUGAGUUUGCUGCUGGGCUCCUUGCUGGGUCUCUGUUUGGGUCUGGAGUUCAUGGGCAUCCCCAACCAGUGGGCCCGCUACCUCCGCUGGGAUGCCAGCACUAGGAGCGAACUCAGCUUCCAGUUCAAGACCAAUGUCUCUGCUGGGCUGCUCCUCUACUUUGAUGAUGGUGGUGUCUGUGACUUCCUCUGUCUGUCCCUUGUUGACGGGCGCAUCCAGCUCCAGUUUAGUGUGGACUGUGCGGAGACUACAGUUAUCACAGACAAACAGGUCAACGACAGCAACUGGCACUUCCUGAUGGUCAGCCGCAAUCAUCUUCGGACGGUGCUAGUGCUGGAUGGUGAAGCCAAGCCAGGCGAGGUGCGUCCACAACGCCAGUAUAUGAAUAUCGUCAGUGACCUUUUUGUUGGUGGAGUCCCACUGGACAUCCGUCCUGCUGCCUUGACCCUUGAUGGUGUUCUGGGUGAGCCUCCAUUUCAAGGAUUUAUCCUGGAUCUGAAAUAUGGCAACUCUGAGCCGCAGCUCCUGGGCAGUCAAGGGGUCCGACUGGAAAUGGAAGGGCUUUGCGCAGAAAACCCCUGUGAAAAUGGUGGCACUUGCUUCCUUCUGGAUGGCGAGCCACACUGUGACUGCUCAGCCACUGGAUAUGCUGGCAAGCUGUGUUCUGAAGAUGUCAAUCAUAUUCCAGGCCUCUCACACCUGAUGAUGGGUGAACAAGGUAGAAGUAAAGCUCGAGAUGAGAACAUGGCCACUUUCCGUGGUUCCGAAUACCUUUGCUAUGACCUGUCGCAAAACCCCAUCCAGAGCAGCAGCGAUGAGAUCACUCUCUCCUUCAAGACGUGGCAACGCAAUGGGCUCAUUCUGCACACUGGCAAGUCAGCUGAUUAUGUCAACCUGGCCCUGAAAGAUGGUGCGGUUUCAUUGGUCAUUAACCUGGGGUCUGGGGCCUUCGAGGCCAUUGUGGAGCCGGUCAAUGGCAAGUUCAAUGACAACGCGUGGCACGACGUUAAGGUGACACGCAACCUGCGGCAGCACUCAGGCAUUGGACACGCUAUGGUGACGAUCUCGGUGGACGGGAUCCUGACGACGACGGGGUACACGCAGGAGGACUACACCAUGCUGGGCUCCGAUGACUUCUUCUACGUGGGAGGGAGCCCCAGUACUGCUGAUUUACCUGGCUCUCCAGUAAGCAACAACUUCAUGGGCUGCCUCAAAGAGGUUGUUUAUAAGAAUAACGACAUUCGUCUGGAGCUGUCUCGCUUGGCACGGAUUGGUGAUACUAAGAUGAAGAUCUACGGGGAAGUGAAAUUCAUAUGUGAGAAUGUGGCUACACUGGAUCCCAUCAGCUUUGAGACACCUGAGGCCUAUAUUAGUCUGCCUAAAUGGAAUACCAAAAGGAUGGGGUCCAUCUCAUUUGAUUUCCGAACCACUGAACCCAAUGGACUGAUCCUUUUCACCCAUGGCAAGCCUCAGGAGAGGAAAGACGCCAGGAGCCAGAAAAAUACAAAGGUAGACUUCUUUGCAGUUGAGCUUCUAGACGGGAACCUCUACUUGCUGCUGGACAUGGGCUCUGGAACCAUUAAAGUCAAGGCAACCCAGAAGAAAGCCAAUGAUGGAGAGUGGUAUCAUGUGGAUAUUCAACGAGAUGGAAGAUCAGGUACUAUAUCAGUGAACAGCAGACGCACUCCAUUCACUGCUAGUGGGGAGAGUGAGAUCCUAGAUCUGGAAGGCGACAUGUACCUUGGUGGGCUGCCUGAGAACCGGGCAGGGCUCAUCCUUCCCACAGAGCUCUGGACAGCAAUGCUGAAUUAUGGCUACGUCGGCUGUAUCCGAGACUUGUUCAUUGAUGGAAGAAGCAAGAACAUUCGGCAGCUGGCAGAGGCACAGAAUGCCGCAGGAGUCAAGUCCUCCUGCUCCCGCCUCAGCACCAAGCAGUGCGACAGCUACCCGUGUAAGAAUAAUGCAAUCUGCAAGGAUGGCUGGAACCGCUUCAUUUGUGACUGCACUGGCACCGGCUAUUGGGGUAGAACAUGUGAGCGAGAGGCCUCUAUCUUGAGCUAUGAUGGCAGCAUGUACAUGAAGAUCAUCAUGCCUAUGGUCAUGCAUACAGAAGCAGAAGACGUGUCCUUCCGUUUCAUGUCCCAGCGUGCUUAUGGGCUGUUGAUGGCAACCACCUCACGAGACUCUGCUGACACUCUGCGGCUGGAGCUGGAUGGAGGCCGUGUCAAACUUAUGGUCAAUUUAGACUGUAUCAGGAUAAACUGUAACGCCAGCAAGGGACCUGAAACUCUUUAUGCUGGGCAGAAACUCAAUGACAAUGAGUGGCACACUGUUCGGGUAGUUCGGCGAGGAAAGAGCCUCAAGCUCAUGGUGGAUGAUGAUGUUGCUGAGGGCACAAUGGUUGGUGAUCACACCCGCUUGGAAUUCCACAACAUCGAGACAGGGAUCAUGACAGAGAAACGGUACAUCUCUGUCAUCCCCUCUAGCUUCAUUGGCCACCUCCAGAGCCUUAUGUUCAACGGGAUGCUCUACAUUGACCUGUGCAAGAAUGGUGACAUUGACUAUUGCGAGCUGAAGGCACGCUUUGGUCUCCGCAACAUUAUAGCUGACCCUGUGACGUUCAAGACCAAGAGCAGCUACCUGAGCUUGGCCACCUUGCAGGCUUAUACAUCCAUGCACCUCUUCUUUCAAUUCAAGACCACCUCAGCUGAUGGUUUCAUCCUCUUCAACAGCGGUGAUGGCAAUGACUUUAUUGCAGUUGAACUAGUCAAGGGGUAUAUACACUAUGUGUUUGACCUUGGAAACGGACCUAAUGUGAUCAAAGGCAACAGUGAUCGUCCUCUUAAUGACAACCAAUGGCACAAUGUCGUCAUCACUAGAGAUAACAGUAACACACACAGCCUAAAGGUGGACACUAAGGUCGUCACUCAGGUUAUAAAUGGUGCCAAAAAUCUGGAUCUUAAAGGUGAUCUCUACAUUGCUGGCCUAGCUCAAGGCAUGUAUAGCAAUCUCCCGAAGCUAGUGGCCUCACGUGAUGGAUUUCAGGGCUGUCUAGCAUCUGUGGACUUGAACGGGCGUCUGCCUGAUCUAAUCAAUGACGCUCUGCACCGCAGUGGGCAGAUUGAGCGUGGAUGCGAAGGACCAAGCACUACCUGCCAGGAAGAUUCCUGUGCGAAUCAGGGCAUCUGUAAUCAGCAGUGGGAAGGCUUCACCUGUGAUUGCUCCAUGACUUCAUAUUCUGGGAGCCAGUGUAAUGACCCUGGUGCCACAUAUAUAUUUGGGAAGAGUGGAGGUCUCAUCCUGUACACCUGGCCAGCUAAUGACAGACCGAGCACAAGGACAGACCGUCUUGCUGUGGGCUUCAGCACAACAGUGAAGGAUGGCAUUCUUGUUCGGAUUGACAGUGCCCCUGGGCUUGGUGAUUUUCUGCAGCUGCACAUAGAGCAAGGCAAGAUUGGUGUAGUCUUCAAUAUUGGCACAGUGGACAUCUCUAUUAAAGAGGAAAGCACACCUGUAAAUGAUGGCAAAUACCACGUGGUACGCUUUACCAGGAACGGUGGCAACGCCACACUUCAGGUUGACAGCUGGCCAGUGAAUGAACACUACCCAACAGGCAACACUGAUAGUGAACGGUUCCAAAUGGUAAAACAGAAAAUCCCCUUCAAAUAUAACCGGCCCGUAGAGGAGUGGCUGCAGGAAAAAGAUGAUGCAACACCGCAUCACCACUUGACUUCGAGACCCGUCACGACGACCACCAAAAUUGGACGACAGUUAACGAUCUUCAACACCCAGGCGCAAAUAGCCAUAGGAGGGAAGGACAGAGGGCGUCUCUUCCAAGGCCAGCUCUCCGGUCUCUAUUACAAUGGCUUGAAAGUGCUGAACAUGGCAGCAGAGAACAAUCCCAACAUUAAAAUCAAUGGAAGUGUCCGACUCGUUGGGGAAGUCCCUUCCAUCUUGGGAACAACACCCACAACCUCCGUGCCACCAGAAAUGUCUACUACAGUCAUGGAAACCACAACUACGAUGGCCACCACUACAACCCGAAAAAAUCGUUCGCCACCCAGCAUCCAGACAACAGAUGACAUCGUUUCAUCAGCUGAAUGUUCCAGUGAUGAUGAAGAUUUCAUUGACUGUGAGCCCAGUACAGGUAAGUCAGGAGGUGAAUUAGUUAUCCCACUACUUGUAGAAGACCCUUUAGAUAUCCCUCCUAUUGCUACUCGUGCACCUUUCAUUACACUUCCCCCUACCUUUCGCCCCCUCCUCACCAUUAUUGAGACCACCAAAGAUUCCCUGUCCAUGACCUCUGAGGCGGGGUUACCUUGCUUGUCGGACCAAGGCAGCGAUGGUUGUGAUGAUGAUGGCUUGGUGAUAUCUGGGUAUGGCUCAGGGGAAACCUUUGACUCUAACCUACCCCCUACUGAUGAUGAAGAUUUUUACACCACCUUCUCCUUGGUAACAGAUAAGAGUCUUUCCACUUCAAUCUUCGAAGGUGGCUACAAAGCACACGCACCCAAGUGGGAAUCCAAGGACUUUAGACCUAACAAAGUCUCCGAAACUGGUAGGACUACUACCACGUCUUUGUCCCCUGAGCUGAUCCGCUCCACAGCUUCGUCCUCGACUGGGAUGGUGCCCAAAUUGCCAGCCGGCAAAAUGAAUAACCGUGAGCUCAAACCCCAGCCUGACAUAGUCUUGCUUCCGUUGCCCACUGCCUAUGAGCUAGACAGCACAAAGCUGAAGAGCCCGCUAAUCACUUCCCCCAUGUUCCGUAAUGUGCCCACAGCAAACCCCACGGAGCCGGGAAUCAGACGGGUUCCGGGGGCCUCAGAGGUGGUCCGCGAGUCGAGCAGCACAACGGGGAUGGUCGUCGGCAUUGUGGCUGCUGCCGCCCUCUGCAUCCUCAUCCUCCUGUAUGCCAUGUACAAGUACAGGAACAGGGACGAGGGGUCCUAUCAGGUGGACGAGACGCGGAACUACAUCAGCAACUCAGCCCAGAGCAAUGGCACGCUCGUGAAGGAGAAGCAGCAGAGCUCAAAGAGCGGCCACAAGAAACAGAAAAACAAGGACAAAGAGUAUUAUGUGUAAAAAAGAAUACUUAUUUAUAUAUAAAUAUAUAAAUACUUAAUGAGAUUUAACUGAAAUAUCAGAACCAUUGCAGCGAGUGAGAUUGGGAGAUAUCGUUUGUGGGAAAAAGUAUUGGGAAAAAAAAAAAUUCAGCAGUGACUGUUAAUGUCUCAGUCAUCGCUUGGAGUCAGCAAACUCUGCCCUAAUGUAUUAUAAAGCACACUUAGCGUUCUGGAGAUGGCGCGCACAGCUCUGCCCUGUUAGUGAACUUGGACGUCUCCAAAUCUCCUCCUCCGGUGAACUUUCUGCAAAGGUAGAAGACUUCAUGGCUUACUUGUUUCAUAUCUCCAAGUGAGUCUUUAACAAUGUUCGUGAUCCCUGACUGUAUCGAUAAUUUUUCAGUUUACUUAUUUAAAAAAAAAAGAAGGAAAAAGAAAAAAACGCAAACAUUAUUAAACAACAAAAAAAUAUUGAACAAACUGAUCUGGCCAUGUCCAGCAUACAUACAAUUUUUCGAGAUUGGAGGAGGGGAAUAAAUGAUUUUGGAGAUUGUUGGUUUUUUGGUUUUGUUUUGUUUCUUGGGUUGUUUUUUGUUUGGUUUUUUUUUUGGUUACUUUUGGGUGUGGGAGGGAAGGGUGGAGAGGAGCGGUGUGGGGGGUGAACCAGGACAUGAGAAGAAAUCUCGGAGAAAAAAUAAUCCAUAAUAAAUAAAGAGAGACUAUUGCCAUAUAUGAACUCAAAAGCUACCCAUGGUGUUUACUCUGCAUAUCUGGUUGUGUUGUCUCUAGAAUCCGUUGUCUUGCAGUAAGUUGUUUGCUAACAACGCAGUGAAAGUGUCUGAUGGGUGGUGCUGAAGAAAAUUAUCAUGCAAAGCUGGUUCCCUUGGAUCUGGCUCCAGUAUUUGCAACUGAACUGAAGAAUAGAUGGGUUUGGGUCUGCUCUGAUCAAUCAUUGGCUUUAUUUGUGAAUAUCACUUAGUAUGCAUUAGCACAGCCAAACUAUGGUUAAAGGGAUUUGAAGAUUCAAAAAAGAAUGCUUAAAAAAUGGCUAACCAUUCUGAGCUGAAUAUACCAUGCAAAAAUAAAGGAGCCUUCCUCUGGGUUCUGGUUCUGUGACUGAUUGCAAUGCAUGCAAAAAAUAAUAAAUCAGUUUAAUAAAGAGAUCAGAAAGACACCAGUGGAGUUCAACUUGUGACAAGACCCAUAAAUGUCAGAAAAGCUAAACACUUGUAAAAGAAUGCAAAACACAUAGGGUUUUUUGACAUAAAAACUGUUCUGCACAUGUAAUAUUUUAAUUUUGUAGCUUGACAUUUCAAAUCAUCUCUGUCUUUCCAUUUGCCGUAUUCUCCCUUUUCCUUCUCUUUUAUAUAAAAGAAAAUAAAUAAAGCUGCUGUGACACACAAAAAAUAAUAAAGAAAAAGGAAUUUAAUAAUAUUAUAUAUAUAUAUACACACAGAUAUAUUUAUCAUGGUAUGUUUGACGGGACGACUGGAACAGAAGUUCUGUUAUGGUCUUAAUGUGGAAUGAGAAUGUUCUUGAAGAACAAAGUAAAACAAAACAGACAACAAAAGCAAACCUUAAAAUGUGAAGAGAGUGUGUGUUUUAGCUUUGUCACAGUUACCUGUGUCAAAAAAAAAAUCUGAAAUUUUGUUUACAUAUUUUACUACUAUUUUUUUUGCUAGUAUAAUUUCUAUAUGGAUGCCCUGAUGGUGUAUAUACUGUUUUAUGGUUAAAUUGGGAAUGUCUUUUGGUUUUAUUUAACUUAUUUAAUUUGGUUGUUUGGUUUCUACAUUUUCCCAAUUAUUGUGAAAAGGAUUAUCUUACUGUACAGAACAAUAGCCAGGUGGUUUGACGGCCAUGCCUAUCAUGUGCAAAAAAGCAAAUGAGGGAGAGAGAGACAGAGAGGAAAACAACAAAAACCAAGAUGGAUUGAGAACUCUGGAAUAUCAGACAUGUACACUUUUUCUGUAUACGGAUGAAAACUAAUCAGCUGUUUAGGUUUAGAAAUCUACUCUUGCUGGUGUUUAUAAGUCGCAUGAAUAUUUGACUUUGAAGUGUCAUCAAAUACACACACGCACAUGGGAACUUACUUAAAUUUAAAAAAAACAGCCUUCUCAAACAUUUGGAGAAGAUGCUUUCAUGUUAACAAAUAUUUUCAGUGCGUGUAUGUGUGCGUGUGUGUGGUGCGUGUGCGUGUGUGCGAGGUUGAGCUUUUUUUUCCUUUUUUAUUUUUUAUACUAAAAAGAAAAAAAAAGACAGGUUUUAAAAAGGUAUGAAAGCACGAUUUUAGAUGACUUAACUGGCCGAAACUAUAUAAAGUUGAUUAUAUCUUGAUGUCUGUAAAAGAUUGCUGUUCUUGGAGUCUUGGAGUCUUGUGAAAUGAUUUCCUGCUUUCUUUCUUCCUUUCCUUUUUGCUUUCCUUUUUUAAGUUAAGGGAAAAAGAUUUACACUUUCCUUUUUUGUGUAAGUUUCUAUUGGACAGUUUUGGGGAACAUGUGCAUUUCUGUAUGUGGGCUUCUACCAUAUCCCUGUUGCUUUAUGGACAACCUUAAGAAUUUUUAUUUCAGUUAUCGUGAUGUUAUUGCUUUUUUCCCCUUUCUUUUUCUUCUUUCUUUUUGAUUCUUUUUCUUUCCUAUUUGCAUUUUGUUUAAAGAUAUGCUUAGCAAUAAAAUGUUCUUCCCAAA
This is a messenger RNA of Aquila chrysaetos chrysaetos, 8673 nucleotides long. RefSeq names its product neurexin 3 (gene NRXN3). The transcript has 25 exons. Lineage: Eukaryota; Metazoa; Chordata; Aves; Accipitriformes; Accipitridae. The record is from RefSeq and is a predicted model, not a curated record. The coding region runs from base 891 to 6011 and encodes 1706 amino acids.